GCGGAUAUCGAUGAGGCGGUGCAAACUAUGAGAGAAGCAGUCGAUCUACGACGAAGCGGCGAUCUGGAGCCCGCUGGUGUCUUACACAAUCUUGGAAGGUUGCUCAAAUAUAAGUACUCAAGAACAGGGGAACUGGCCGAUCUUGAAGAAGCAAUCCUCGUCACCAGGAAAGCAGUCGAUGCAACCCCAGAAGACCAUCCAGAAUGGGUAGCGCUUGCGAACAGUCUUGGAUCGCACCUGAGCGAUCGGUAUUUGGCCAUAGGAGCCGUUCACGACCUUGAAGAAUCCACUCGGCUCGCAAAACGAGCACUCGAAGCAGCACCAGAAGAACACCCCGAUUAUCCGGGGCUGUUGUCCAACCUUGGAGCCCGCCUUGGCGAUCAAUAUACGAGGAGAGGAGUGGCAGCCGGCUUGGGGGAACUCGAAGAAGUCAUUCAAUAUAUCCGAAAAUCAGUGGAUAUAAUGCCGUAUGAUCACCCGGGACAAGCCAUGGUCCUGAACAGUCUUGGGAACUAUCUAGGCAAACGAUACUUGAAAACAGAUUCUUUGCCCAACCUCGAAGAAGCUGUUCAAGUUUCGAAGCAAGCAGUCGAUUUGACUCCAGAUGGCGAUGCAGACCGAGCGAUAUACUUAAAUACCCUGGGGAUGCAGCUUGGCCAACGAUACUUGAGAACAGGCGCCGUGGCUGACCUUGACGAAGCCAUCCAAGACGUACAACAGGCAAUCGACAUGACUCCAGAACAAAAUCCAAACUGGCUGGCCUAUGUCAACAACCUUGGAGCUCAGCUCGGUGACCGAUAUGUAAGGAUAGGAGCCAGAGCAGACCUAGAAGAAGCCAUCCGAAUCCUAGGCCGGGCAAUUGAUGUCGCGCCGGAAGGGUAUCUAAACUCGGGACCACUAUUGACACACCUUGGACUUCAACUCAGCUUUCGAUAUUCAAUAAGCAAAGAUGAAUCGGAUCUCGAUGUCGGCAUUCAAAUGACAAGAAAAGCGCUCGAAAUUACGGCAGAGAACGAUUCAAGCCGAGUAGCACAGCUAGACAUGCUGGCGAUAUUACUCGGGCAGAGAUAUUCAGAAACACGAGUUACAUCGGAUCUUGAGGAAGCUAUCAGAGUUUCACGCCAAGCAGUCCGGGCGGCGCCACAAGGCGAUCCAUACCGGCCCAGGGUACUCAACAAUCUCGGAGAUGAUCUCGGCAAUUUGUAUCUGAGGACACAAAACACGGCGGACCUGGAAGAAGCAAUAUCAUAUCUCCGCCAAGCAGUUGAGAUAAUGCCACAGGACUACCCAGAUCGGUCAGCGCUGCUAGGCAACCUCGGAGACCAACUCGACAGUCUGUACGAAAGGACAGGAGCGAUAAAGGACCGCGAAGAUGCCAUCGAGAGCUACCAGGGGGCAUUGAACCAGGCCAACUCGUAUACCCUCAGUCGCAUAUGGGCUGGACGGGGCAUCCUCCGCUGCGCUUCAGACUGGCAGCAGGCCUACGAGGCCGCAAGCCUCGCAGUCGGCCUUGUUCCUAGACUAUCAUCACGCUCGCUCCAGAACUCGGACAGACAACACGCGCUUAGCCAGGUGGUCGGCCUUGCUUCCGAUGCGGCCGCGGUAGCUCUGCAGGCGGGCCAGACGCCACUGGUCGCGCUAGGUCUGCUCGAACAGGGCCGCGGUGUGCUGGGGACAUCCUUAGAAGAGGUGCGGACGGACAUUCUAAGCCUUCGGGACAGGGACUCUGAGUUGGCGGACCAGUUUUCGCCCUGGAAGGCCCAAGCGAGCCGGCGCUACGAGGCAGGGAAGGAGUUUGACAAGUUGGUUGCCAAGAUUCAAACGUUGCCUGGGUUUGAAGAUUUCCUGCUCCCGCCUCGUGAGAGGGACCCGAAGGAUGCGGCUCAACGGGGCCCGAUCAUCGUCAUCAACGUCAGCAAGUAUCGCUGCGAUGCGUUGCUAGUUGAGCCGCACCAAAUACGAGCCCUUCCUCUGACCCAGUUGUCUUUUGAGGAGAUCGAGGCCAAGGCACAACGGGGCGAUCUAGGAAGCUACGAAGUUCUCGAAUGGCUCUGGGACCGGGUGACACGCCCGGUUCUCGACGCUCUUGGCUUCACCGACCUUCCCUCUUCUGACAGUAGCUGGCCCCAUGUAUGGUGGAUUCCCACUGGACCGUUGAGCAAGUUUCCCCUUCAUGCCACGGGCUAUCAUCGCACUGGCUCUGCCGAAACUGUGCUGGACAGGGUCAUGUCCUCCUACGCCUCCUCAAUCAAGACUGUCAUACACAGCCGCCGGCGACGGUCCAACAUCGCUACGUCUUCCAAAGCACUCCUUGUUGCCAUGGAGAACACUCCAGGGAACCGCACGCUCCCAUUUUCCACCAAAGAGGUGGAUAUGGUGUGGAAUCUGUGCGGAUCGAUGCUGCUUCAGCCCGUCCGACCAGGACGCCGUAAGCAAGACGUCGAAUCGCACUUGCGAGACUGUAGGAUAUUCCACUUCGCCGGCCAUGGCACCACAGACCAGUAUGAUGCAUCCAAUAGCCGUCUGAUUCUGGAAGACGGCACGCUCAAAGUCGCCGAACUCCUGGAGAUGAGCCUCCAAAGGCAAUCGCCGCUUCUCGCCUACCUCGCGGCCUGCGGGACAGGCCGUAUCAAAGAUGAUAAAUCUGUCGAUGAGAGCAUUCACUUGAUGAGCGCGUUCCAACUGGCCGGGUUUCCCCAUGUUAUAGGCACGCUAUGGGAGGUAAAUGACGAACUCUGUGUCGACAUGGCGAGGAUCGCGUAUGAAGGGAUAAGGGACGGUAACAUGACAGAUGAGUCGGUUUGUCGUGGCCUCCACAACGCAUCUCGCACGCUUCGAGAUCAGUGCCUUGAGGUGCCGCCUGAAACCGAGGCGACUGUUCAAGACAGCGCAGGGAACGAGGGGACGACGGGGACUCCAUCAGGGAGAGACAUGAUCAUCAUAGAGGAACUUGAUGCGGGCCUGGCCCCCUGGGCUCCCUAUAUCCACUUUGGAAUAUGAGGAUGCUCUUAGUUUGCUUUCAAGAGUCC
This is a messenger RNA of Ilyonectria robusta, 3029 nucleotides long. RefSeq names its product CHAT domain-containing protein. Lineage: Eukaryota; Fungi; Ascomycota; Sordariomycetes; Hypocreales; Nectriaceae. Bases 28 to 3000 code for a protein of 990 amino acids. The transcript is spliced from 2 exons. The record is from RefSeq and is a predicted model, not a curated record. Gene Ontology annotation, molecular function: protein binding.